AUGUCGCGUGAUAAGCGCAUUCUCGACGGCGCGCCGGACGACGGUGCCAGCGACCCGUCGCCCAAAAGGGCGCGCGAAGGUACGGAAUCACCACGUGAGACCGAUCAACCAUCGGUCCCUAGCAGCGUUGAUGAGGUUAACGUCCCCCGUGUCCACGUUCCCAAGACAAAGUACGCAAUAGCCUUCGGGUAUCUUGGUACUGCAUACCACGGCUUUCAGAUACAAUCUGGUCCGGGUACGGACCACGUCGACACGGUGGAAGGUUGCAUGCUGGAUGCGCUAUUCGCAGCUGGCGCCAUACAUGAGUCGCACCGCAACCUGAUGGGAAAGCUUCAGCUGUCUAAGGCAUCAAGAACCGACAAGGGCGUACAUGCUGCGUGCACAUAUAUAGGUGGUCGGUUCGAGUUAUCCCACCUUUCAGCUGGCGAACCUGAUGUUUCAAGGGAGGAUGCACUGGUGUCCAAACUGAACGAGUUACUUCCAGGCGACAUUAAGUGCUUCCAAGUGUUGAGGGUGACGCGUGGAUUUUGCGCACGGUCGAUGUGUUCAAGGCGCAGGUACGAGUACGUCUUGCCCGAGUGGUUGUUACGCAAGCGAUAUGUACUUGACAAUGAGUCUAAACGUGACCGGUUUUCGAAACUGUCUGAACAAAUGGGCGCGCAUUUGCAAUCCCACGAUCGCAUAAGCUGCAUCCGCGUAGGACACGGUCCGAGCAAUGGGUACGAGGGCACGACGGAGGAACGUGAACUUGAUGUGGAGGUGCUGGAGUCGAUUUUGCGCGCCUACUGCGGUUCUCACGACUUCAGGAACUUCACGCCGAAGCAGAAGGGCUUGGAAAACACCACCCAACGCUUCAUUCACGACGUUAAGGUGGAGCGUCGCACCGUUUCCGGUAGCGACGUCGUGAGCGUGACAGUGACGGGGCAGUCCUUUUUGUACAACCAGAUUCGCAAGAUGAUGGCCCUGGCGUGCGAGGUGUACCUCGGUACUGCACCUGAGUGUGCAAUUCCGUUCACGCUCUCCAAGCGCCACGUAGUGCAGACGGCGAUCGCACCUGCGGAAGGGUUAUUCCUCCACCAUCCAUACUUCGAUGCGUAUAACAAGCGGUGCGCGCCUCCUCAAACGCCGUUUAUCGAAUUCGAAGACGUAGAGUCCCAAGUGGAAGAGUUCAAGCAAUCUCGGUUGUAUCCCGAGAUCGUGUCUAGUUUCGAGGGCGAUGUGUGGACUACGUGGCUGUCUAGACUAGUACGUAAUCCUUUUUUCCUGGAGAAUAGUGAAUUCCGUGUGUCUGGGGAGCAGCCCACAGGCGCGAAGGGUACCGUCUCUCCCGUCGACGCCGCAGCGCCCGACCCAGAGUCAGGCGAAGCAGCCUAA
Messenger RNA from Babesia ovata, 1374 nucleotides. RefSeq names its product tRNA pseudouridine synthase. The transcript is spliced from 7 exons. Gene Ontology annotation, molecular function: RNA binding; pseudouridine synthase activity. Gene Ontology annotation, cellular component: nucleus. Gene Ontology annotation, biological process: mRNA pseudouridine synthesis; tRNA pseudouridine synthesis. NCBI's taxonomy places the organism in Eukaryota, Apicomplexa, Aconoidasida, Piroplasmida, Babesiidae. Bases 1 to 1374 code for a protein of 457 amino acids. The record is from RefSeq and is a predicted model, not a curated record.